AUGAAGGACUCUAUGACUUUUGAGGAACAGGUGGAGCAGAUUGCAGAAGCACUGCUUGCUGACUUCCCGGGGCAAAAAUCAAAAGCAGAAUUUCGUGUCCUACAUUAUAACGGUCCAAGUGUGCGUUUUGAAGGUAAGAAUAUUUGUUCAUGGAGAAGUAUGAACCCCUCUUCUAGAGCUGUGUAAUCAGGAACUGAUGAUUAAAAUUACAUGCAAGCAAAGAGGCUUGGUUUAAAAGUUCAGCACUUCCGUGUUAAGAGCAUAAGGAAAGUUCUUAAUAAAUCCUUAUGUUGUAGUGCAUUGCAGCUAGAAUUGCCGGCUAGUUUUAAGACACUUUAGCUGAUUAGCCAUCUGUUCACUGAUUAAUGCACUAAAUACACUUUUAUUUCCAAACUGAAAUUUCAGUAAAGAUCUCUUUCUAAGAGAUUGAAACGAGUCUGUGAUAACAGACCUCUAGUCAGAAGAAAAGGGCAUAUUAGAUAAGCAUGUAUUUUAGUUCCGCUUUUAGUAAAUCGGGGGGGGGGGAGGCGAUGGUCACCUCCAGGCUUGACUACUGUAAUUCGCUCUACGUGGUGGUGCCCUUGAAACUGUCCCACAAACUCCAGCGGGUGCAGUAUGCUGCAGCAAGGCUCCUCACAGGGUCUCUGCUGUGGGAGCAUAUUAACCCAGUGCUUUACCAGUUGCAGUGGCUCCGGGUAGAGUAUAGGGUCUGGUUCAAGGUGCUGUUUUUGACCUUUAAAGCCCUUUGUGGCUUAGGGCCCUCGUAUUUACGGGACCGCCUCUCCUGGUAUGCCCCGCAGAGGACCUUAAGGUCCAUGAAUAACCAUAGUUUAGAGGUCCCGGGCCCAAAGGAAGUCAGACUAUCCACCACCAGGGCCCAGGGCCUUUUCAGUGAUGGCUACGACCUGGUGGAAUGCUCUGUCCCAUGAGACUAGGGCCCUUCAGGAUUUAACCUCCUUCCAUCGGGCCUGUAAAACAGAGCUAUUCUGCCUGGCUUUUAAUUUGAAUUCAGCCUGAUCUUUUAUUUCCCUUCUCUUCCAUCCCCCUCCCCUUUUAUGAAGAUUACCCUUUCUGAGACCCCACAGCUAAUUCUCCCCUGGCCUCCUCGCUGGCCCAAGUAGGACUAUUUCAGCCAGCUAGCCCUGGGGAUUAUCUAAUGCUUAUUAGAUGGAUUUCCCCGAAAUGUAUUUAUGAAGUUUGAAUUUUAUUGUUAUUCAUGUUUUUAUACUGUAUUUUAUGCUGCUUUUACAAUUAAGUGUUUUAAAUUUGUUGCUAGCCUCCCUGAGCUCAGUUUUUGAACUGGGAAGGGCGGGGUAUAAAUAAAUUUUAUUGUUGUUGUUGUUGUUGUUGUUGUUGUUGUUAUUCAGUUCUGUCUGAACCUUUCAGUCCUACUGCUUUAGCUGUUAAAACGUUUAGCUGGUUAAUAGUCUGCUAACACUUGCAGGUACAAUAAGAGUUUGUUGCUUUGCUGCCAGAAUGCCUGCUACGAAUGAGGCUUGGUUUUGCAUUGCUGUAGUAGCAGUUUGAUAUUAAGUCAAUGGUUAACACUGAAGUUUGUUUAUAGUAUUUAUUCCUUGUUCUUCAUUACAGAAGGAUUUUCUGAGCACCUUAAAAUAUGCCUGUGCCCAUAUGUGUGUGGGGGGGGGCUAUUUCACACAGGUAACAGAUUCAGUUUCCCCAUGUGUGCAAUUAUGCAGGGGUGUUCACAGAGAAGUAGUUUUUUAAAAAAUGCCUCUGAGUUCUAAACCAAUGUUUCCCAUCCACACUAGUGGAUAGUCUGUGAUAGGGUAUAGCCGCAUGGUAUGUACAUGUCCUUAUCCCCUCGAUUAUUACCCACCCUAAAUUACAAUUUUUUUCCAAAUUGUAUGCAUUUACCAAUGCAUAUAGCGUACUUUCCCAUGUAUAAGAAGAGGUUUUUUUAUUUAAAAAUUAGGUUAAAAAUUGGGGGUCAUCUUAUACACGGGUAGUGCAUAGGGGCGAUGUGGGAUUGGUUGCUGCCGUGAGCAGAAGAUUGUCAGCGGCGAUUGGGCGUGUUAUUGGUGGCUGUGGCAAGGGCUAGUGUUGAUUGGCUGUCGCUGCAGCGAUUGGGCGGGCGAUUGGUGGCUACUGCCGGUGAGGGGACAGAUAGGUCGCUUUGGCAACGCAUGCGAGUGGCCGCAUAGGUCAAGCAGGUGAGCAAUUUUCGGCAAUCCCCCAUAAAAAAAUCUCCACAACUCUGGGCCACCCCCCCCAGCUGAACAACUCUGGUAAAUCUCCCCCCCCAUUUUCUUAAUUUGGAGUCCCCAAAAAUAGGGGGUGUGUUAUACACGGGGGUGUGUUAUACAACAGGAAAAAUUCUCAGCAGGUGCACAAGAGCACAUGUUAGCAGCGUAUUUUACAACGGGCAAAAUGAAGGUUUGUGAAUUGGGGUGGGGUGAGGAAAACACUCACAAACAUUUAUAACCUGUCACUGAAAGCAGAUUCCUGCCGAAGACUGUUCCCGGAUCUGUCACCAGAAAGCUGGCUAAGGAAGUCUGCCUGCUUUUCUGCUUCCUCUGAUAUUUCCCCACUUCCAGCAGAGGAUGGCGCUCUAAUUAACCCAUGGCAGGAUGUAACUCAGGUGUUUUGCAGGUAAUUAAAACCUGUUAGGAGACGGCAAUCUUUAACAUUCCCCACGGUGGAAACUGUCCAAGGCUGUUUCUCCUUGAAAUUCAGUCAAAACCUAUGUGCAAAUACAAGAUCAUUUCAUGUAUUGCUCUUCUGUGUAAUGACUGCAAAGAUGACACCAGGUGAGUUGGGCGGUUGUCAUGGUUGCUUCUUACUUUAUUAUGAGCAACCCAAAAAGGAAAGGCGUUGGUAGCAUAGAAAGUUACAAUUGCCAUGUCUUUUGCCAGGCCCACGUCCUUCCCUGCUUGCCCGUGCUACAGCUCAAGGCAGUAAGACAAGAGAUGAAGUCCAUCAACAUCAAAGUCAGACCUCACACUUUCAGGGUAACGUACAUAUCAUUUUUUAGGAACCUUAUGCUGAAGUAACAUAGCACAAAGUAAGCUGAUGCUACCAGAAGAGCAGUGCUUUACUUAUUAUGCAGCACAAAUUCAGUUUUCGGCACAUAACUUCCUGCGAAGCAGAGAGUUUUGUCUGAACAUCCUCUUUGUCACUCUAAAGCUUAGCACAGUUCUAAAUACUAACACUCAGUGCGUUUGGACAUGGGAGGAAAGUCAGCCCAAGCUGGGCACUGGGAAUUCACUUAUUCAGUUUAUAUCUCUCCUUUCUUCUGAGGAGCUCAAGGCAGUAAACACGGCUCCCUCACCCUCCAAAUUUUAUCCUCACAGCAAUGCUGUGAGGUAGGGUUGGGUCGAGAAAUGGCAGGUGUCCCAAAGUCAGCUAGCAGAAAAUUGAACCUGGGUCUCCCCAAUCCCUGCUUCAGCACCCUGCUCAGUAUUCCAUACUGGCUCUUGAAAUUGCCAUGUAAGGCAAGGUCUUUACGCUCACUGGAAUGCAGGAGUAUUUUAGUAUAGGGGAUGUGGUAUCACCCUUCCUGAUUGAAAUGCACAGGGAGAUCCUGAGAUGAAGAAUGAAGUCAAGGAAGCACCCAAAAGAGGAAAUGUUGUAGUAAUGGGUGGCUUAAACUACCCUCACAGAGACUGGCCACAUAUAUGUUAAGUCACGACAGGCACAUUAAAUUCCUUGAUAUCUUAUUGAUCAUGGAACCGUCAGGAGAUGUGGUGAUGCUGGACCUAAUCUUGAUUGGUGCCCAGGACUGGUGCAGGAUAUAAUGGUUGAGCCAUUUUAUUUUAUUUUACCCUGGCCAAGACUGGGCUCAGGGCGGCUAACAUCAGGUAUAAAAACAAUUGAUUAAAAUACAACUUAAAAACAAGAUUAAAAUACUACUUAAAAUGCAGCCUCAUUUCAGUGGAAGUCCAGAUCAAAAACUGUUUGGGGGGGAGAAAAUGUCAAAUCUUCACCAAGGCCAACUAUCCAGACUGGUCCUACAUGGGCUAGAAAAGCCAGGGAAGUCCCCAAAUAGGGGUUCCAUCACAGAAGGAAAAGGAAAGAGGGGGAGGGGAUCAGGCUGAUUCCAAGCCAAGGGCCAGGCAGAACAACUCUGUCUUACAGGCCCCGCAGAAAGAAAUCAGAUCCCACAGGGCCCUGGUCUAAUGAGACAAAGCGUUCCACCAGGCUGGAGCCAGUGUUGAAAAGGUCCUGGCCCUGGUUGAGGCUAAUCUAACUUCCUUAGGGCCCGGGACCUCUAGGGUGUUGCUAUUUAUGGACCUUAAGGUCCUCCAUGGGGCAUACCAGGAGAGGCGGUCCUGUAGGUACGAGGGUCCUAGGCAGUUAUUUGGGAGCAGAUAUUAUAGUGCUAUUAAAUUAAAAUUCAUAGAAGACAUUCAUAUAAUUGUAGAGUUGGAAGGGACCACGAGGGUCAUCUUCUGCAACCUCCUACAAUGCAGGCAUCUUUUGCCCAGUGUGGGGUUUGAACUCAUGACCCCAAUAUUAAGAGUGUCAUGCUCUACCAGCUUAGCUAUGUAUGUAGCCAUAUGUUGUAAAUGGCCAGUUGCAAAUAAAAUAUGACAUGGCCGCAUCUGAUUUCAGAAGAGGAAGCUUCCCCAAAUGACAAGAUUGCUAAACAGGAAAGUCAAAGGCAAAGUCAUGAGGGUCAACUCUGAAAUACUUGGGAAAUAAUCCCUGCCAAAGGAGGAGGGAAAGGAUAGCUAUGCCACCAUGCAUGCAUAGGGGCCUUCUGGAGUUCACUGCACCAAGGAUGAUGGUCCUUGAUGUCAUAAGGGCCAGAACAUGCACAUACCCUUGUGUGGUCUGGUCUACAAGAAGAGGGAGCCUUUUGACUUGGGAUUCUCAUGACAGCAUGGCUAAGGCUGGACCAGAAGAAGUCACUGUCACCCAUAUCACACAGUAGCAAACUAAUGUGCAUUUAAGGAGAAGCUGCAACAUACAAAUGUUCAUUGUUCCUCUAGGCUUUAUGGAUUUUAUUAUUAUUUGGGAACAGCACUGUAAAACUGGGUGGGCAAAAGGUAGGUAAUAGGUCUCUGGGUGGUUUGCAGCAGAUCACCAAGGAUUUCUGACACUGAACUGUAUAACAACACAUGUUGUUGUUUAGUCGUGUCCGACUCUUCAUGACCCCAUGGACCAGAGCACGCCAGGCCCUCCUGUCUUCCACUGCCUCCCACAGUUUGGUCAAACUCAUGUUUGUAGCUUCGAGAACACUGUCCAACCAUCUCAUCCUCUAUUGUCCCCUUCUCCUUGUGCCUUCAAUCUUUCCCAACAUCAGAGUCUUUUCCAGGGAGUCUUCUCUUCUCAUGAGGUGGCCAAAGUAUUGGAGCCUCAGCUUCAGGAUCUGUCCUUCCAGUGAGCACUCAGGGCUGAUUUCCUUAAGAAUGGAUAGGUUUGAUCUUCUUGCAGUCCAUGGGACUCUCAAGAGUCUCCUCCAGCACCAUAAUUCAAAAGCAUCAAUUCUUCGGCGAUCAGCCUUCUUUAUGGUCCAGCUCUCACUUCCAUACAUCACUACUGGGAAAACCAUAACUUUAACUAUCUUAAUUCUGGCUUGGGAUUCAUCCAGCCCAGACUUUCGCAUGAUGAAUAACAACACAUACACCACCCCAAUCAGUUUGCUGGAACAAAGAGGGGAAAACAGUAAACGGAUUUUUGUGUGUUGGGAGUAUGACCUGAAUUCUAAUCCUGAAAGCUAUUUUGUGAUGCAAAAUACAUUUAGAGGUGCAUUAUCUCUUAAUUCUAAGUGUAUGUCUGCCCUUCUUUUGUAUUUGGCGCCAGCUGGUAGACAUCUGAGUUUUGGGGGUGAGGGUGGGGGGAGUGGACCCACUCCUGUUACAAGAGGAGAGGAAGUUGGUGUCUGCUUAGAGAUGCAGGAGCUAAUGUUUCCUAACAGCCUGCAUCCCUGCCAGAAUAUCAAAGCGAGGUAUGAUGACUAAAGAUAUAUGGGCUGGACAGCUGCAGGUUGAGUGGAAAUUUCUCUCUAAUACAUGUAAGAUAAAAUAAACCUUUUCCAGCCUCUCCACCUCACCUUCCAUGCUUGCUGCGUUCUCUUUCCCCCUCUGUUCUGAGUAAUCUUGCCUUUUUCACUAUGUGUUCUUUGGGAAAGCAGUUUUGUGUAGCCCUUUCAGACGGUGCCUAAAGCUGUCUGGGUUACGCCUAGAUAUAAUUAAUAUUACUAGAAUGUUACUAGGACUUAAAACAUAAGUCUCUGUUUACUUUCUUCCAAGGUGGAGGUGGUGCCGCAAGCCCUUUUGACCCAGUUCCUAUUGCCAAUACACUGAGACGCCUAGGAGAUCAGUUUAAUGCAGACUUGGAGAGACCAGCGCAGGAGAUCAUAGAGGCAGAGGUAAUAUACAUUCCUACCUCUCCAACAAAAAAACACCACCUCAGUCUCUGCUCAUAGGGAACUUCCCAGCUCUGAAUAAAAGGGGGUGCAUGCAUGACACACGUGUGACGUGAUUAUGUCUCGCAUGCUGGCCCCCUCAAUCGUGGGGGCAAGCCGGCUCACCUGAGAGUGUGUGUGUGUGUGUGUGUUGCAUAUUACAGCUGCUUCCCCAGUGUAUUGGCCCUUUAUUUUGCUGUCUUGUGUGUACUGUAUGUUAGAAAUUUCCAUUCUCUGUUUACAGGGAAGGAAAUUCAAAGAAAACGUCGAGAGUCUCAGCAAGACCUGGACAAUUCAGAACCCUGAGCUGGAAUAUGAAAAAGCUUUCCUAGUUGUCGCUGUAAAGUUGUUUAGAUACAUUGCAAAGAAAGCUCAUGGUGUAGCCCAGCCGCGCUUACUCACAGAGGCAAUCAACGCAGCUCCGGAAGUGAGACACUAUAUUGAAAGGCAAGGUGGCUGGGUGAGUUAAGUUAGCAUUUGGCUACACAGUCCAACCAUCUCCAUUCAGCAGUUCACCCAGUAAAGUGUAAAAACUCCAACACUUUCUCAAUACAGUUAUGUAUUUUAGUUUGUUUUCAAGAUUUAUUUCCUGCCUUUCAGUCGGAAAACCUUUAAGGCAGCUUACAAGGAUUAACAGGCCACCAGGGCUGACCUAAAAUCUCCAGGUUUGCCUGGUUCCCUCCAGGUGGCAGAGGGAAAGGUUUCAAUCCCCAGGUGGGUGAGGGUGCCUUAAAAAUAAUAAUAAUGAAGAAGACUAUGCAUGUAGCUUGUAAGCUUCAGUCCAGCUAGAGCUGGCUGCAAAUUACUACAUACAUUCUAAGGCGGUGGUCUGCUCUCUUCCUCUCCCUCUACCAAUUAAACUCUGUCUCCAGGGCUCAGUGGUGGGAAGAAGAAAAACUAAGGGCUGCCUCCAUGACAUCACCUGGGGUCGCCUCUAGGUCUCAGGUUUGAGCCCUGAAAUCUUAGGGUCUGGGAUGCUCUUGACCUGGCAACCCUACAACUUACAAUUUAUUUAUUUUUAUUUAUUAAAUUUGUAUAGUGCCCUUCAUCCGAAGAUCACAGGGCAGUUCAUAAUAUAAAAAUACAAAAUGAAAACACAAAAUACAUUUUUUUAAAAACCCAACCAAUAUCCCCCGCAACACAUUUAAAAGGACAUAGAAUGUUAAUCAGCCGUACGCCUGGUUGAAGAGAAACGUUUUUGUCUGGAGCCUAAAGAUAUGUGAUGAAGGCACCAGUCAAACCUCCUUGGGGAGAGCCUUCCACAAAAUGGGGAGCCACCACAGAAAAGGCCCGACUUGGUGUUACCACCCUGCAGCCGUCUCAUGGAGGAGGCACAUGAAGAAGGGCCUCAGAGGAUGAUUGAAAGGUUCCGAUCAGUUCAUCUGGAGAGAGACGGUCCUUGAGGUGUUGUGGUCUUGAUCCAUUUAAGGCUUUAUAGGUCAAAUCCAGUACUUUGAACUAGACAUGGAAACUGAUAGGCUGCUAGUGCAUUCAGGCCAGGAACAGUGUAAUAUGUUCCAGUGUGCAACCUGGCCACGGAAUUGCAUAUCAGCUGACGUUUCCAAGUCUCCAUAGGAAGCCUGGUGUAUAAUGAGUUGAAGUUAUCUAACCUAGAGAUUACCAGAGCAUAGAUGGCAAUAGUUUGCAAUAGAACAGCGCCAAAUUUAGGGCAGUGUGGGUGGUUCUCCCGCACAGGGUGCUGAGCUAAGGGGGCAAAAAAUAACAUUAAUAACAAUAGUAAUUAUAUAUUUUUGGAGGUACAUACUGAGAAGAUCUAUUAAAAAGCAUAUGUGCCAAAAGGAAUUAUUGUGAAAAUAAAUAUUAUGGGGUGCCACCAAAUUUUGUCCUUGCUCAGGGUAUUGUUUUAUGAAAAUCUGCCCCUGCAACAGAAUAGAACAACACACACAAACACAGCUGAUGGAUGGUAACAGUAUAAUUCCAGGGCAACUGGCCGUUGGAGCUGGGAGGAGGGGAAGCAAGAUCCCUGCAGCUGCUCCUUCUCUGUCUGAUGUAUGGAAACAGGAUAGCCUAUUCCUAAAAAGAAGAGGGUGCAGCCCCCACAAUGGAUGGGUGCUGUUGUGUUUAGAGGCCUGGGCCACAAAAUAUAGAUGGAGACGAUGUUUGCUAAAUCAAUAGCUUAUUGUAGAGCACUUUCCCUGCUCACAGAGGAGUUCUUGCUUCCAGAAUUGCCAUACAUCCUGGGAUGGAGCAAGCUGUGUUUAGACCAGAGCAUUCUGUUCUGAAUCAGGAAUGGAUCUGCUCAAACUUCACAGGCCUGCCCCCCCCCCCCCCAUUUUGUCUGCAUGCCCAAAGGGCCGGAUUUAUGUUUGAUGAGCCCUAAGCUACGGAAGGUAAUGGGGCCCUUUAUAUGUCCAGCUGUCCUUUGUCAACAACAAAUUGUCACUGUUUUUUGUGCUGAAUAUAUGCUAUAUGGUAAUUUAAUAAACACAAAACACUAUUGCUGUAUGUAGGUUUUAUUUUAUUUGUUUUUAUCUUAUAUUUUGGAAAUGUACAUCCAGGUUUUUUUCCUUUACAUUUUUUUGGGGGGCCCCAAGAGAGUGGGGCCCUAAGCUAUAGCUGGUUUAGUUUAUACGUAAAUCUGGCACUGCAUGCCCCCAUUACUCCCAGUAUUUCUUUCACACCUUGUCUCUGUGUGAUGGGAUCUUUACAAGGUGCCUCUAAGUUAGGUCUUUUAUUUCCAUUUGCUGAUUUUUCUUCAUUUUUCCAAUUAAUACCUUCUUUUUUCAUUUUAGGAGAACCUUGAAAACAGAAGAGGACAAAAUAAUCCCUAA
Podarcis lilfordi (Lilford's wall lizard) is the source of this 9162-nucleotide messenger RNA. Lineage: Eukaryota; Metazoa; Chordata; Lepidosauria; Squamata; Lacertidae. The record is from the annotation of a GenBank genome assembly.